CACUGACUCCUCACAUCAUAUCACCCCACGCCUCGCACCACCGCCGGGCGCACACACCAUCGUCUCGCUCUCUCACAACACCCUCUGCGCACCUCGCUUGCGCAAUCUCUGCGUGCGCCCGUCUGGCUGCGCGCGCGCCCGCACGACACCGCGCCGCCACUCCAGCGCCGAGUUCACCCCACUUCGCCUGAGUGCGCCCUUCGCCAUCGACACCACAUCUGAGCGCACCCUCGUCGCGCUCGCACACACACACGCCGCUGCGCCUCUGCGCCGCCGCGUCUGCAGCCCGUGCUGCCCAGCAUGCACCACGGCCCAGUGGCCGCUGCGCCGGCGCACGCCAUGCCGCGCGCGCAGCAGCACCAGCAGCAACAACACCAGCGCGCACACCGCAGCAGCAGCGGCUCGGAGGCGAUGCGCGCUGGCAGCAGCAGCUCCGGCUCGUCGCACCAGCAGCAAAGCCUUGCCGGCAGCAGCAGCGGCAUCGAGGCGCAGCGCCUCCUCGCCGCCCUCGCCGCCGAGCGCGCAGCGUCGGGCGCACCCGUGCCCUACUCGCUCAUCCCGAGCCGCAGUCUCUCGAACGCCUCGAGCCGCGUGCGCUCCAAGCAGCGCGCACACGACCCGUCCGCCGUGCUCAGCGACCAGGACGAGCCGCGCCGCUCGCACCGCAGCCGCACCUCACGCGACCGGCGGCGGCACGGCGACGAGGCUGCAGGCGCAGCGUCCGACGACUCUGCUUCGACGCAGGGCUCCGGCGCCGUCGGCGGCGAAGCGUCCGGCUCCAGCUCGCGGCAGUCUGCGCCCGGAAGCCCGGCACGGCGGCCGCGUGCCGGCACCCUUGUCGCGCGCAGCCCGCCAAACGCCGUCUCAGCAGAGUCGCUUGCCGCCAGCGCAGGCGCCCUAACGCCGACGCUGCUGCGUACGGCGCGUUCUGCCUUCUUUACGACGGCGGGCUCGUCGCCGCAGCUCUGUGCGCUCAACGCCACAGCGUCGCGCGAGUCCUCGCCCGCCCCGUCCUCGCGCGCGCCCGCACCGCCGCGUGUCCGGCCGAGCGCCAGCGCGCCGGGCAAGGAGUCGGCCAUCCGGCUUGCGCCUGCGCUGCCGAGUCUGGCUGCAGUGAGUCGUGGCCGCUCGGCCAACGUGUCGCCGUCGCGGCUAGGCCGCAGAGGCGCCAGCGCGAGCGUCCUCAGUGGCGCUGAGGACUCAAGCGGCGACGGCGACGGUGGCGCAGACAGCGAGCGGACAGCGCACGCAGACGGAACCGUGCGCCUCGCUGGGCACUUGCCUGCGACGCGGACAAGUCGGGCAAGCAGCAUUCUGAGCCGUCCGCCGAGCCGCACGAGCAUCGAUCUCGACGGCGCGCUCUUCUCCGACGACGAGGGUGAGCGGCAUGCCCUCUCUUCGUCCUCUCUUUCCGACAGCGAGGAGCUUGGCGCCUCGUCGCACUCGUCGCGCAACCACUCGCGGCGCAGCAGCAUUGCUUCGCGCGAGCGUCGUCGUGGCCUGCGCGUGCUGCUGCGGCCCGUCUCUGGCUCGGCCAAGGCGCACAGCGCGGCCUCGGAGGAGCCUGCAUCAUGUGCGACAAGCCUGGGCACGGCCACGACGAGCGCGAGCACCAGCUCAGACCACGACGGCAUGAGCGGCACGAGCGUUGUGAGCAGCCGCAGCAGCAGCUGCGAGCACACGCUCGAGUUCCGAGCGCGGCGGCGGCAACGAAGCAAGGAGGACGCUGUGCUUAUCGACGUCUUGCCGCGCGAGGACACAACUCCAGCCGCUGAGACGCACGAGGCGGAUGACGAGGGCGAAGGACUCGACAUGCGCUCGGCGUCCGUGCCAGCCUCUGCGCUGCUCAUCCGUCGGCGCAGCCGCUCGACCCGCCGCGCGGCGCUCGCUUCGCGCUCGCCGCCGCCUAGCCGUGCGGCACAGAAGCUGGCGCGGCUUGUAGGCGGCGAGGCAGCGCUACAGCCGGCGCGUCGCGAUCUCUCCAUCAGCAUCAGCCCACCGGCUGGCGCUCUGGCGCGCAGCGCCGGCAGCUCGGGCAGCGCUGCCAGUGGUACGCAGCCGGCACUGCGCAUCGAGCUGGAGCCCGAGGCGGACCCGCUGCUGUGUCCAACUCAGGGCGGCAUCGCCGACCUCGUCGCUGUGCCUGCCGUCGAGUGGGACUCAGAGAGCGAGCGGCGGCGGCGCUCCAGCGGCUCCAGCGGCCUCAGCGGCAACCGUCUGCGCCAGACGCGCGGCGCCUAUGCCUCGCCCGAGGGUACCGAGCACGAGGCUGCGCGCCGCAGCGGAUUUGCGGCGGCGUACCAGGAGCGCAUCACUGCCAUCGGCAGCCACUUGCGCCUGUGGUCUCGCAGCACUGCAGCGGACGACGCAUCGGUGGCCGCCGCCACUCCAGCUUCGCCGCCGCGCACAGAGCCCGCCGCACCGCAGUCGGCUGCGGCGUUCGUGCCGCCGCCGGCUAUGGAGCCUAUGGUGCCUUCGGCGUCAGCUGCACCAGUCGCGGUCUCCACGCAUGCAGACGAGAGCCUGUUCAGCGCCUCGUGGCGCCGCCUGGCGCGCCUGCCAAACCUCAUUCUUCUGCCGGCCUUGACGGCGCGGGCGCCCGCAGUGGCGCACGACGCGCAGGGACCUACGUCGCCGAAGCGUGUCGAUGCGCACGAAGCCGCCACGCACCUCGGUCUGCCGCCGUCGCCCACGGUCCUGCCGAUCGGACUGCCCUCGUCGCCCACCACGCCCAACUCUCCCGGCCGCUCGCCGCUCAGUCGCUGCAGCUCGGACAGCGGCGACUCGCAGUCGCGGCGCAGCAGCACGGUGGAGCACAUCAAGGAGGCGCGCGGCGUCGUCAGUCCGCUGGACGGUGAUCGCGACACGGGCGCCUACGUCAGUGGUCUCGGCGCGCCCAUCGACCCAGACACCGAGCUCUCCUCGGUCAUGCACCUGCAGACCUUCCGUAGCACGCGCAGUCGCAGCGCCAGCCGCGGGCCCGUCAACGAGCACGCUGCGCCGGCGGGCGACGAUCGGCGCAGCUCUGCUGACGAGGGAGCAGCGGGCAAGUUUGACCUUGCAGGGCGCUCGGCAGCUCGUCGGCGCGGAUCCGAGCCGCUGCUGCCCAAGUCGCUCGCCCAGCCACUGCCGGCGAGCCGAGGCCGGAUGCGCGUGCGCGACUUCCUCGAGCUGCCGCCGAAUCUCGUCGAGUCCACCGUCUCGGCGCCGACGUCGCCGGAGCUGCGCAGCUCUUCGCUCUCGCGCUCGCCCUCGAAGGAGCGCCUCGAGCCGCGCUCGGACGAGGAGGCGCGCUCCACGGAUGACCUGACGGAUGACGAGAUGACGCCCGCGGCGCCUGCGUCUGAACGCGCGCGGCGGCAGAGCGACGACGAGGACAGCGACGGUUUCCGCAAGGUGCGCCGCGGCCGUCGCGGCCGCUGCAGCCCCAGCGGCGCUGCGCCUCGCUGCUCUCGUCCAGCCGUGCAGGAGCCGGUGCCCGAGACGUUUAGCGCAUACGGCUCUUCGCUCUCAGGCUCAGGCUCAGCCUCCGAGGAAGAGGUGCCGCGCAACGCGCGCCGUCCUCGUGGCUCUGCUUCGCGCGAGCGCGAGGCGGCGAGCAGCCGCAGCAGCGGCCGCGAGUCACGCGGUCGCGCUGGCCGCGCCGGCCGCACCUCCAGUCCCUCGACGACUGCGACGCCACGCCAGAACGCCAUCGGCCUCUUCUCCAGCUCUCCCGGCACUCGGCGACGCUCGAACCGCGGUGGCGACUCUCAGCACUCCGCCGUCUCGCUGCCGCGCGUGCGCAGCUCGCCCAACCUUAGCUACGCCGCGGCCGCUGCGCACGCCGCUCAGCAUCUCCGCCAGGCUGCCGCUGCAGCUGCCGUGCCGCCGCCCGCGCCGCUCGAGAACGCCCUGCUGCCACCUGUCGGCGCUGUCGACCCCAACAGCUCGAGCGAUGACGAGUCGAGCGACACCCGCGGUCGCGCGGGCGAAGUCAAAGUGGUCAGCGUCAGCGUUGAGGCGGCCGCUGCGCCACUCGUCGCCCCGCAGGCACGCACUGCCCGGACCUCGUCGCUCGGCCGCUCCCGCCUGACUCGCGGCCCCGCUCCGCCGCCGCAUGUGCUCGUCAACGGCGGUGCGCCUGGGCGCGCUGCCUCGGCGCCGCUUCCGAGCCGGCCCUGCAUGGUCUCGAACGGCGCCCACCUCCUCAUGCUCUCCUGCGAGAUGUCCAUGAUGCGCGCCUCCAAGAUCAGCGGCAGCCUCAAGCCGCGCUGGCUCAAGGCGCGCGUCCGCCAGGUGCGCGUCUGGGACCUCAACGAGACGCCCGAGGAGGCGCCGCCUGGCAUGGGCGGAGCCACCCUCUUCCGCCCGCGUGCCGGCUCGUCGCUGCGCCACGAGGUGCUGCAGUCCUGAUCGACCGUGCCUUUGCUCCUUCUACCUCAUUGUACCACCACCUGCUCAGUCACCUAGAUUAUAUUCAUACAGACCCGG
Tilletiopsis washingtonensis is the source of this 4473-nucleotide messenger RNA. RefSeq lists its product as hypothetical. The transcript is spliced from 2 exons. Lineage: Eukaryota; Fungi; Basidiomycota; Exobasidiomycetes; Entylomatales. Bases 301 to 4395 code for a protein of 1364 amino acids. The record is from RefSeq and is a predicted model, not a curated record.